Messenger RNA from Leptinotarsa decemlineata (Colorado potato beetle), 308 nucleotides. RefSeq names its product meiosis regulator and mRNA stability factor 1-like protein (gene Marf1). Gene Ontology annotation, molecular function: RNA binding; CCR4-NOT complex binding; RNA nuclease activity. Gene Ontology annotation, biological process: regulation of gene expression. NCBI's taxonomy places the organism in Eukaryota, Metazoa, Arthropoda, Insecta, Coleoptera, Chrysomelidae. The record is from RefSeq and is a predicted model, not a curated record. Gene Ontology annotation, cellular component: cytoplasm; peroxisome.
AUGACUCUGCUGAUUCUGGUGUUAAUGAAAAACUUGAUAUUUCUCCCUCUGAUACUGAAAACGAGAAUAAUUCGGAUCAUCAAUUGUGUGGCAAGAAAUUAACAUUUGCGGCCUAUUUGAAUUUCAAUAACUAGACCAAUGAAAACAACGCACAAGUUGAUCAGUCUCACAGAUUACAUCAUGGCCUGUCCACCAGACUUUAUGUGUGAAUCUUUUUAAGCUUUAAAAAUCCUCAUAUUUUUUAAAAAGUGUUUAAUGAUAUACUAAGUUAGAUAUUGAUUGUUCAAGAUAAAAUAUUUUAUGAUGAA